This is a messenger RNA of Homalodisca vitripennis (glassy-winged sharpshooter), 1537 nucleotides long. RefSeq names its product sodium-coupled monocarboxylate transporter 2-like. NCBI's taxonomy places the organism in Eukaryota, Metazoa, Arthropoda, Insecta, Hemiptera, Cicadellidae. The coding region runs from base 83 to 1309 and encodes 408 amino acids. The transcript has 9 exons. Gene Ontology annotation, biological process: sodium ion transport; transmembrane transport. Gene Ontology annotation, molecular function: symporter activity. The record is from RefSeq and is a predicted model, not a curated record. Gene Ontology annotation, cellular component: membrane.
AGGAGUAUCAGUUCAUGCCUGUACGUGGAUCAUCAGCAUAUGUUGCCUCUUGUACACCACUUUUGGAGGUCUCAGAGCAGUUAUGUGGACCGACACAAUACAGAACGUGUUCACACUUUUUGGGACAAUUUUCGUCGUUGUGGUUGGGUUCUGGAGACUCGGCGGUCCACGAGAGGUUUUAAGAAUAAAUGAGCAAGGAACAAGACUAGAAAUUUUCAAUCUAAAUCCAGAUCCUACAGCACGUAAUACGUUUUGGACUAUUAUGAUUGGCUACACAUGUAGUUACCUGACUGGUAUCGUAGCCAACCCCGGGUCCGUCCAGAAGUUCCUCUCAGUCCCCACGUACAGACACACCAAGUGGGUUUUAUUCUACAGCGCUGUUGGUUUGCUAUUGAUAAACUGCCUGUGCUAUUCCUUGGGCUUGAUACUCUAUGCGAGAUAUCAUCAGUGUGAUCCUGUCGCCGCUGGAGUAAUCAGGAAAGCCAAUCAAAUGGUGCCCCUGUACGUGAUGGAAGUUGGUAGAGACUAUCCUGGUAUCGCGGGACUGUUCAUGUCUGGAGUCAUGAGUGCAGCUCUCAGUACACUGUCAGCCUGGCUUAACACUAUUGGAGGAAUAUUGUAUAAAGAUUUCUUGGAAGUGUUCUAUCCCGGGGUACAACAUUCUGAAGCCAAACAGUCCACUUUUAUAAAAUCAAUUGUUGUCAUUAUAUGCAUAAUAUGCGCAUCUCUGGUUGGUGUAGUUGAAAAACUAGGGACCGUGUAUCAGGUGGCGGUGAGCCUAAUGGGCAUUGCUCAGGGAGCGACCUUUUCUCUUUUUACUCUUGGCGUAUUCUUCCCACGUGCUAAUUCAAAAGGUGCCAUAGCAUCAGCGGUUGCGAGUCUACUGGUAACCAGUUGGGUGAUCUUAAACGCCCAAUUAUAUGCUUUGGAUGGAAAACUUCGAUUCCCCGGUAAAGUCACCAGUAUAGACAACUGUCCUGCCAGUAUAUGUGAAAAUUUUAAUUCAAGUACAUCAAGCCUCUUCAACUAUACUGGGGUAGGAUCUCCCGUGGUCGCGGAUAGUUCUGUACCGCUCUUGUACCAACUGUCUUACAACUAUUACUCUCUGCUUGGCACUCUGACUGGAGUAGUGGCAGGCCUGAUCGUGUCCUUACUCACCGGAACUCCCAACACCGCAACAAUGAACCCUGACCUCUUCAGCCCCUACGUGCGCAGAUUUCUGCCAAGAGCGAAUCAGCAAUUACAUCUUAACAAAAAUGAAUAUAUUUUGACAUCCACGAAUGACGUAGACAAGACAUUAACAACAUAGUAUAGCUAUGUUAAUUAAGCAUUAAUUCCAAGUAAAAACAUAAACUUAAUAAUCUUUUGAGGGCAAAAAAUAUAUUUCAUUUUCUUACAAUGAACAAAAUAUGAACACAUGCUAUGAUAUUACUUUUAGUUUAGUUUUAGCAUUAAAAAAAUAAUUAGAUGAAGGUACAGUACAAGUGUAAGUUUAAGUUGUGUACAAAUUACUGUAAAUAAAUGCCUUACAAAAUAA